AUGGGUCUAACUGUCUUUCUGCUACAAAGUGGCUACCAAACUGCAAAUCGGCCACCAUGGAAUCAGUGGCAAAAUUGCCCUGUCAACGUUAACAGUAACCAAGGGGAUUCAGUCAAGUUUGAAUUAAAGCAACUUGGCGUUGUACAAUACUAUUACAUUUGUAAUCAAGUACGUAAUCAAAGAACAUGGCUUAUAUCGCCCUAUUUUGGACUCAAUUCUGCUAAGGAAAUUUAUAUCAAGAUCAGAUAUACUAAUACACAAGUUUGUCCUCAAAAUCGAUUCUGUGCGUCAGGUCUAGGUAUCUAUGCAAGCGUUUUAUUCGACCCAAUCGACGGAAACAUUUGUCAGACCGCAGUUCUAAAGAUUUUUAAAGGUUUAGUGGAAAGCCAACAUCAAGAUCGACCAAUUCGGACUAUACCACAACCCUAUAAAUAUCGUGAUACCUCCAAUGUGUCACCUCAACAAACUCCAAUUCCUUUUCUCAUUGCAAGAGAAUGGAGAUUAGCCAACAUGCACAUAACUAUUGAAGAUAGAGGAACAUGUAGCGAAAUUGAAGCUGUGUCUGUUUGGUAUUAUGCUUGCCCAUUAAUGAACUACCCGGAUGCUUUCUUUCCGCGUACAGUUGCACCAGCUGCCAUGAAUGGUAGUAUUACAGUGACUGGGAUAUGUUCUGGCUCUUCAACAAAUCUUCCUUAUGGUUUAAAAACUACUGCUGAAUGCCAACCUAAUGGUAAAUGGGCAAAUUAUGUCAAUAAUUGUCCUUGUAAUGCCGGUCGGGAAAGAAUUUUCGUAUCUUGCCAAGAUUGUAAAUUUAAUUAUUAUAAAUCAUUACCAUCGUCCGGAAAGUGCGAACGAUGUCCAAAUAGCAUGAUAACUAUUCGUAAAGGCGCCAGAGAAUGCGUAUGUCUGAAGAAUAGUAUUCUGCACAUAUCUGGGGAGUGUAUCACAAUGCCCGUAUGCAAGUUGUUCUAUUUGGCUGUUAAAAAUACAUCGGCAAUCUUACAAUUUAGCCGCAUCGAGGAACAAAUUACAAGGAAUAUGUCUUUUGAUUUAGAAUGUUUUAAUUGUAGCCUAAAGGAUAUUAAUUUUCGUCGUUAUACUGUUUAUACGGCCAACAUUACAUUAGAUAAGCAAUUAAUGGUAACUAACUUGAAACCAGCUACAAGUUAUGCAUUACGAGUAGUGCCAUGGAUUCAUAUCGUAGAUGGUAAACAGAAAAAGACACCUUGUGAAACAGUAAUCUUUCGGACACUAGAUGGCGUUCCUGGUCCUCCAACGAAAGUGAAAACCCAAAGCAAAAAGGGAAAUCCCUUAGUUCAUGUAUCUUGGAAGCCGCCUACAUUACCAAAUGGUGCUAUUCGUCGAUAUUUGAUUAUGUUUAGCUUAAAAGAAGCUUUUAAUGCAACUGCAGAAGAUCUUGAAAAAGAUGUUAUCGUCGAAGUAGAUCAUACCGUUUUAUUCUAUAAUAUUAGUACUUUACCUGUUCGAACAGUCUUUCAUGUCACGAUCAGAGCAGCAACUGUUCAUGGAACAUUUGGCCCUCCAAGUGUGACACGGAAUGUAACAGUUUAUGAGAGAGAUAGAACCACAUCUUCAGUUAUCGGAAGUGUUACCGGAGGAGCUGUAGCUACUGGUUUAGGAGUUUUUGCUCUGAAGUUUGGCAUGAUGGCUAAGGACGGAGUUAGUGCCGGAAAAAUUAUCGCCGUUGUCGAUAAAUGUAAUUAUACCUAA
This is a messenger RNA of Trichoplax adhaerens, 1731 nucleotides long. RefSeq lists its product as uncharacterized. Lineage: Eukaryota; Metazoa; Placozoa; Uniplacotomia; Trichoplacea; Trichoplacidae. The transcript has 10 exons. The record is from RefSeq and is a predicted model, not a curated record. Gene Ontology annotation, molecular function: protein binding. The coding region runs from base 1 to 1731 and encodes 576 amino acids.